This is a messenger RNA of Meloidogyne enterolobii, 453 nucleotides long. The record is from the annotation of a GenBank genome assembly. NCBI's taxonomy places the organism in Eukaryota, Metazoa, Nematoda, Chromadorea, Rhabditida, Meloidogynidae.
AUGCUAAUUAGAAUAUUAUUAAUAUUUAAUUUUGUUUCGAUCAGCCACUCGACUUAUGGCUAUGGAGCAAAUUAUUGGCCAAAAACUCAAGUAUAUCCCCUGGCAAAAGCAAACAAUCAACCAGACGAUUAUUGGGACGAAUUUGAAGAAAAUCAGAACGAAUUUGGCGAUUACGGAUUAGAAAAAUUAUUUGAAGAUGAGUACGGAAGGGAAGAAAGAAUAGAAGAAAAUCCAAAAGCAAAAUUUUGGAGUGAAGCUGUUGGGCCUUUUUUGUAUACUUUUGAUAAUAAAAUGAGUGAAAGAAGUGGAGGAAAUGUAUGGAAUAAAGCUUUGGAAAAAAUUAAUUUGUUAAGAAGGCAAAAAUUGGGAAAUUCUUUUGGUCGAUUGGUGAGAGAAUUAAAUCAGAAUUUAAAUCAGAAAAAUCAGAAUCAGAAUUUAAAAAUCAGAAUUUAA